Messenger RNA from Naegleria fowleri, 1209 nucleotides. RefSeq lists its product as uncharacterized. Bases 1 to 1209 code for a protein of 402 amino acids. The record is from RefSeq and is a predicted model, not a curated record. The transcript is spliced from 2 exons. NCBI's taxonomy places the organism in Eukaryota, Heterolobosea, Eutetramitea, Acrasida, Naegleriidae.
AUGAAUAGUGUGAAUGCAAGAGAAGAAGACUUCGCAGAUUUCAACGUACUCGAUCCGCGAUCAGAAUCUGCCGAGAAUGAUGAGCCACAACAACAGCAAGAUGAAUCAUCCGCACUCGUCAUGCCAUCAUCCAAUAGCAGCAGCCAUGAAUCUUUAUCUCAUGCCCGCUCUCUCCAUCAUCAUCACGAUGAAGAAGAUGAAGGCAAUCUCUCCGACAACAGUGUUGAGAGUGAAGGCUAUUCAAUUCUCCGUGAUGAAUCUGUGAAUGAUUUAUUGAAAGAGAUUGAUUCACUUCACCAACAACCCAUUGGAUCUACAAAGAAUGACAGCAAAUCUCCUAAACCAAUACUGAAGAAAACGACCCUUUCUCAAUCUGUAAAACAUGUCAACUUCCCUUCCUCAACACCUCCACCUUCUAGCAACCAAUUACCAUCUUCGGUUGACAUUUCGAACAAUAACAAGGAAAAUAGGGUUGAGAUGAAAAACUCAACCACAACAGCUGCUGUGAAAAGCAAAUCCAAAGUGGCAACCAUGGAUCCAUCGACUUCAACUGGCAUGUCCAUUGAGAGUCAAAAACAAAUUGAAAAGCUACUCAAUGAAAAUUGUGAUUUAAAGUUAGAACUUACGGCCUUAAAACGAGAGUUGCAGGCUACCAAGAAACAGCAAAAGAAAGCACACAAACAUUACAAGAGAGUAGAGAGCGACUAUCAAACCAUGAAACAAAAUCAAUCGGUCUUGAUGGAGAAACUCGAAGAAAAGUCAUCCCUAAUUUCUCAAUUCAAGAAACAAACACAAAAACAAAAGAGUGAAGAAAAGUUUGUUGAACAAGCCAAAAAGUUGAAAAAUUCCAUCCAAGAAGCAUCGAGUGUAUCUGUGCUUCACAAGAAUUAUCGAGACAAAACCUGGGAGGAAUGUACCAUCGAAUCCAACUCUCAACUCUCUCAAAUCACUUCUGAAUUGUGUGUCGAGAAUCAAACCGAUUUGGCCGAUUCAGAGCUCAAAACUUUCACCUUGGAACUCAUUAAGGAACUCAUUGAGAUGAAAAUCACCAUCAAUGAUUUAAAGAACAAUAUUGUAGAGUUGGGCGUCAAGAAGGAGCAAGAUUUUAGAGAGUGGUACUCGAGCAAUUUGAAGCUCCACCAAGCCAUUCAACAAGUCACACAAAGAAACAACAACCAACCCAUGAACAAGCAAUCUUGGAAAAAGUAA